AUGGUUGACAUAUCACUAGUAGACGAUUCCUAUGUGCUUCACCGCCCCUUCUUUGUACCGACCAAAGAUGGCGCCGUCUGGGCGAUAACAUUUACCACCUAUGGCGGAACAAUCCUAACAGCCGGAAUCUCCGUUAUUCUGACCUUGGUUUUUGUGGCACUCUGGGAUCUUAUCUGCUUUAUUGCCAUAGUAUUUCCUGGAGCAACGACUCGGCGGCGACAUCUUGCUCUGGUAACCCUUUGGAAUUCCAACGACUCUUGGUUUGCUUUCAAAGAACUGGCAAAAUAUGCAUUCCAUUACUUUGGAUCCGAAUCUGAUUUCGCUUACGGUCUCAUAUUCUGCGUCCUAGCGUUCAUCAUCUACGGUGGCAGCUUGUCACUGGGGAUCGUUGGGCCCUCGUUGAUGCAAGUCGGGACUGUUGCACCUGCACGACCGAGUGCCGUCUACUAUCCUAGUUUGAUCAACGACACGACCACUCAACUCGAAAACUACGGGAUACUCUCUCCCGCAAACCUACGUGCCCUCGGCAGUGUGGAUGCCUCCCUCGGUACACUAGGAGACAAUGUGAAAAUAGAAGAGCCAAUCCUUCUUGGCCAAGUGGGAGGUGAAAAUAUCUAUCAGUAUUCGUACACCUACUCACUCACUGGAAUUGAUAUCGGCCUCCAACACGGUUCCGAGCUUGCAUUAAAUGCUACAGGCUCUUGUAGAACCGAGUAUGGGUGGAUCUCAAACGCCUCGAAUGCAAAUACGGACGUAUAUCGCUUGUGGGAUGAUGCCACCCAAGGGGCAGUGGUCCCCAUCAAUCCGUAUGCUCUUCAAGAUGCUCCGAAAGCGACAUUCCAAUUUCAUCCAAACGCAGUCAAUCAGUCUAUCCAAAAUGGCAACAUCUCCUUUGCUAUUGUGGCUUGGUCAGCCCACAGAGCGAGCAUCAAACAAGGAGAUGAUCCGUGGUAUAAGACAGAAGUUCGGACGGAGAAUAUUUCGGUUCCUUUCAACGCGCCCUUUUGGGUCCAGCGAUCAAGACCAGCGCUCUCCUGCUGGCAACAAGACAGCUGGACCUACGGUUCCCAAAACGUCACAAACAUCUACGGCCUUCGAGAAUUGAAAGGCAUAAAGAUUAAACCCGUUCUGCUCAGUGUCUUGGAAAGAGCUUUGGGUCUUCCGGUGGUGGUGAACUUGGGCAACGGAGGUGGUCUAUCGGCACUUAAAUCCGCAAGCACAAGCCCCAACGGCGCCAUAAACGCAGAAGUUUCAAGCAUCGCCGACGACCUGAAGCGUCUGAUUCUGGCCAGCUUUGUAUUGACACGGAAUGUCCUUUUGGAUACCACGACGUAUAAGGCUGGCAGUGGACUGGACAACAUUAUGCAAGACGAGAAUGGUGAUCCUGCCGAUGGCGCGGGUGAUUUUGUUCUCUCAAGCCCCAACUUCCAAACCUUUUCCAUGGUUGGCAUGAUUGUCCUCUUGGUGGUCUUUGUUACUCUCUUCGUCAUAAACAUGCUUUUGCAUCAAUUUCUUCGUUUUUACACUGAGAAGAACCCAAAUGGGAAGGCCGGAGGUAAAACGAUGCUGUUCAAAGUAUUGCCAGCAGCCCAGCUAUUCCGGCGUGUUUACGAACCCAGAGUCGAGAGUCAAGUGGAUGCAUUGUGGCCAUGCUCUGCUGGCUUCCCAUUAAAAGAGGAUAAAACGGAAUUUAGAGUGGACAAGUGUCCGGUAGGGGAUGCAAAUUGCAAUGGCCAUAUCAAUGGCGAGCUUCGUGGGCCAGAGCCUGUAGCUCAAAUCAGUGAGGAAAACGCAACCACCACCACCGCCGAGUCAUUGACGGCGAAGGAAAAGGCGACUGUGGAUAUCCAGCAGACUCACAUAAAUUGA
Messenger RNA from Trichoderma aggressivum f. europaeum, 1869 nucleotides. RefSeq lists its product as uncharacterized. Lineage: Eukaryota; Fungi; Ascomycota; Sordariomycetes; Hypocreales; Hypocreaceae. Bases 1 to 1869 code for a protein of 622 amino acids. The transcript has a single exon. The record is from RefSeq and is a predicted model, not a curated record.